Messenger RNA from Megachile rotundata (alfalfa leafcutting bee), 3011 nucleotides. It is a transcript of the gene Set, whose product is annotated as NAP domain-containing protein SET. Gene Ontology annotation, cellular component: nucleus. Lineage: Eukaryota; Metazoa; Arthropoda; Insecta; Hymenoptera; Megachilidae. Gene Ontology annotation, biological process: nucleosome assembly. The record is from RefSeq and is a predicted model, not a curated record.
UUUGUGGUUGGAGUCAGCCUGCUUGCGCGCCGCGAAUUCGUGACACGAGCGUGACGAACGCGGACUGAGUGCGUACUGAAAAUAAACAGAGUAGUGGUGUAGUGACAAGAGCGCGGGUUGAACGAUGUCUUCGCCGAAUAAAAAGGCCAAGGAAUUAGAGGAUCCAGGCUCGGGCGAGGGUGUUGAGUCUCGUGAUUACGAUAUUGAAAUACAGAAGACACUCGAAGAGAUUGACGGGUGCCAGAAUCAAAUCGAUGGCCUCAAUGAGAAGGCCAGCGACGAAAUCCUCGAAGUUGAAAAGAAGUAUAAUAAGUUGCGUAAGCCCUACUUCCAGAAGCGGAAUGACAUUAUUAAGAGGAUACCCAAUUUUUGGGUUACAGCUUUUGUAAACAAUAAAGAAAUAGCAGAAAUAUUGGAAGAAGACGAGGAAGAUGCACUCCGGUUUUUAAACAAAUUAGAAGUUGAAGAAUUUGAAGACAUCAAAUCGGGAUAUAGAAUUAAUUUUUAUUUUGAUGAAAAUCCAUACUUCGAAAAUGAUGUUCUUACAAAAGAAUUUCAUUUAGGUUCUUCUGGAGAUCCAGCGUCACAAAGUACACCUAUACGUUGGAAAGAAGGUGCAGAUUUAACAAAAAGAGCAAAAACCAAAGCCCCACUGAAAGGUCGUAAAAGGCCACUGAAACACAGGUCAUUCUUCGAUUGGUUUACGGAUCAUGGAGAUCCAAGUUCAGAUGAAAUAGCAGAGUUAAUUAAAGAUGAUAUGUGGCCUAAUCCAUUGCAGUAUUACUUGGCACCAGAUAUGGAUGUUGAAAAUGGUGUUGAAGGAGAUGGCGAAGAUUGUGACACGGAAGAGGAGGAGGAAGAAGAAGAUGGUGGAGCAGAUGAUGGAGAUGAAGCAGGGGAAGGCGAGGAAGGUGAUGAUAGUAUAGUUGUGGUUGAAGAUGAUGUGGAUGAAGAUGAAGAGGAAGAAGAGGCUGUGAAUGAUGAAGAUGAUGGGGUUAACGAAGAGGAUGAUUUAUUAGUAGACGAUGAAGUUGAUCGUGAAGAUGCAGAUGGCGAAGAACCAGAAUAGAAUUUAAAGUUUGUUUCUCACAGCAAUGGUUACAGUCAUAGACAUUGAAAAAGAAUCGCUGAAAAUACACAUCAGAUUGAUUGAAAAUAGAUGAAGUGUGCAGGACAAAAACUAUUGAGCCAUAUGAAUAAACCUCGGGACGACAUUGGGAAAUAAUAAAAUAGGAAAUAGAAUUUAACAGACCUAAUCUUUAUCGGCGCAAAUAGAAAUCGUGUAUAAAAUAAUGUUUGCUCGAUUGUGCCGAAGUUAAAGAAAAAACGGUCUUACAUAAUAAAUUAGAUAGGUUUCACACAGUACCAUUUUUUUUUCUUUUCUUUAAAUAAUACCGGAAUUCCUAAGUUAUAUUCAUAUGGCCUAGUCAUUCUCUAUAUAGUAGGUAUACGAUGAAGAACACCUGCUCAGCUUCAUCGUGUUACAAUUACAGUAAGGAGUAAAUAAAUUAUAAGGUAUAACGAGAUUGUGGACAGGUGUUCUUUUCAUCUUGUUUUGUCACGAAGAUCUGUUCCAUUAUAUUACUUCCGGAACGAGGUGUUCUAGAUAUUUUUGAGAGUGACAGUACCACAGAUAUAGAGCAUUCACUUUUCCUCGCUGAGAGAUUUAUUUUUUUGAAACAAUUAAAUACUAGUUUUAUAGAAAAUUGUAACUAAUUGUUACUAUACACUUGCGAUUUAUAAAUAAAUUAAUACAUUUUCAAUUUGUUACUUUGAAAGUAGACUGAUAACAUAUCGGAGAAUAUAGUAACGUGUACAAAAGUGUGUAAAAAGUACAUAUGAGUCCUCUUUUUUUCCAACCUACUUAUUUUUUUGAUAAAAUCAUUAUUUUUCAUAUUACUGAUUAGAUAUUUCUAUUUUAUGAUAAUGAAUAUGUUUGCGUUAUUAUGUAACAUUCUCUGUAGUAAUCAAUUAGUUUGAUGUAACAUUUUUAACACAGUUAAAUUUUCAAUCUUUUUAUCCACAGUAACAAUGUAAAAGGCAUGUAUUGUAAACGUACGUUUUUAAUUAUUUAAAAUUAUAAUUUUAACUAAACCUGGCGCGAUGUUGCUAUUCCACGUGUAUAGAGAAAUAAAUAUUUAUUAAUUUAAUACGUUGUCUGGAGAAGAAUUGAAACUUGUCACGCUCAAAAUGAAGAUCAAUGUACGAAAAAGCCACCUCGUUCUUAUUCUUCCAGAUUUUACGUUUACAUUCUGCUAUUUGGAAAAGAAAAAUAUGUCGCAAACCUCUAAUUCUAACAGCAUCUUUUCAAAUUACUGUUACAAUCCAAAGAUGAAGUUAGAACUAGAAGUGAUCACAACCCUGUUAUAUUUCCAGCGAUGUGCCAAGGAAGGAACACAUUGCAGUCAGUUUUAAAUCUUGGUGCGAAUAAAAAGGUUCUAUUAAAAGUCUAAUCUGCGUUUCCUGUGGAGUCUAGGAAAAAUCAAAUAAUUAAGUUGCUUAAAAAAAUAGAUAACUAAUUAUAUGUUUGAUUUGAUUACUAUCCAAGAAACGUUUUUAAUGUGAAAUUGGUUUAGUGGAUCUUGGAUAAAAACCAGUUUCAAACUUAAGAGGAUAAUCUGUCUAUUUAGCAUGAAUUUAAAAAAUCUUCUAGAAUAAGAAUCCUAUUUUUGUACGGUACAAGUUAAUGUUGAAAAAAGUUAAUAAUUAUUUGAUUCCUCCUAGAAUACUUUUUGGUGCGCUCUUAUACAGAAUGUAUUCUGUUGUGAAACUUACCAGCAACUGUCCUGGAAAUGUUCAACGUUAUUGCAAAAUAAACGUUAACGUGACAUAAAAGUCCUGCGUCGACUUGAUAUAAUGGUCGCACAAAAGGACACCUAAGUCCAGAAACGAAAAUGAGCCAGACUAGACGUAAAAACAAUUGGAUGUAAGCAUUUUUUGAAAUCAAUCGACGUACUCGUGUCACGCAAUCAUACAGCAAAUGAACGAAAUAAAGUUGUCAGUUUAAGAUA